Lottia gigantea (owl limpet) is the source of this 1393-nucleotide messenger RNA. RefSeq lists its product as hypothetical. The transcript has 14 exons. Gene Ontology annotation, biological process: mRNA 3'-end processing by stem-loop binding and cleavage. Bases 1 to 1296 code for a protein of 431 amino acids. Gene Ontology annotation, cellular component: mRNA cleavage and polyadenylation specificity factor complex. Gene Ontology annotation, molecular function: RNA binding. The record is from RefSeq and is a predicted model, not a curated record. Lineage: Eukaryota; Metazoa; Mollusca; Gastropoda; Lottiidae.
AUGGCUGAACUUGGUUCUGUUUUAAUUUUUCUAUUUUUAAAUACUGUUGUUUUGGCCAGUACGCCUGAUUUACAAUCUGGGUUUUCCCGAGAUCUAUUUAUAGCCUGGUGUGGCAAUCCUAAAAAUAGUAUCGUUCUGACAACGCGAACCUCUCCUGGUACGCUAGCUAGAGAACUGAUAGAUAAUCCACAACUUCGCUGUAUCACCAUUGAUGUUCAACGUAGAGUGGAAUUAGAGGGUAUAGAACUUGAAGAUUUCCUGAGAAAGAAACAAGAAAAAGAUGCCAGUGAAGCUAAAUCAAAGGCUAAUAAUAGUGUUCUGGAAGAGCUGGAGUCAAGUGAUGAAAGUGAAAGUGAAAUGGAAUUGGAAGGUUUAUAUCAAAAUAAAGGAAAACACGAUCUUAUGAUGAAACCAGAGGGGAAAGCCAAAUCUGGUUUCUUUAAACAAGCCAAGAAAUCAUAUCCUAUGUUUCACUUUCAUGAAGAGAAAAUUCGCUGGGACGAAUAUGGAGAAAUAAUUAAACCAGAAGAUUAUACAAUAGCUGAAAAUGUCACAGCUGAGGAAGAAGUGAAGAAACCAGAAAAAACAUUUGAAGAAGAAGCCAUGCAAGAAAAUGCAGACCUGCCAACUAAAUGUGUAGCCUCGACGGUGACUUUAGAUGUGAAUGCUAGAAUACAGUAUAUAGAUUUUGAAGGCAGGUCUGAUGGAGAAUCCAUGAGAAAAAUACUAGAAAGAGUAAAACCCAGACAAUUAGUUUUAGUACGAGGUACACCUGAAGCCACAGAUACCUUAGCUGAAUACUGUACCACUUCUUCUUUAAUACAAGGUACUAUAUUUAAACCUAGAGUUGGACAUACCAUUGACGCCACAACAGAAAGUCGCAUAUUUCAGGCCAAAUUACGUGAUCACCUGGUGACGUCGUUAAACUUUGCUAAAGCGAAAGAUAUAGAAUUAGCUUGGAUUGAUGCUCAGUUAACUUAUAGUCAACAUGAUGAGGACAGCAUGGAGGAUGGACAGAACAGAGAAACAGAUAUGGUACCACUAUUAGACUGUCUUCCCCCAAAUAAGGUUCCUACCCACAACUCUGUGUUUAUCAACGAACCUAAAUUAUCCGAUUUUAAAUUAGUUCUAUUACAAGAAGGUAUACCCUGUGAAUUUGUGGCUGGUGUUUUGAUUUGUAAUAACAUGGUGGCUGUGAAAAGGAAUGAAGCAGGUAGAAUUCAGUUAGAGGGAACAUUAUGUAAUGAAUACUUCAGAGUCAGAGAGCUGUUAUACCAGCAAUAUGCCAUUGUUUGAACAGACAACAGUUCAUCAUCAUUAUCAUCAUCAUUAUUCAUAAAUCAUCAUCAUUAUCAUAUUUCAUUCCUUGUCUAAAAUAAAAUGUCAGAAAUUU